Molecule: messenger RNA, 1425 nt
Organism: Syngnathus typhle (broad-nosed pipefish)
Lineage: Eukaryota; Metazoa; Chordata; Actinopteri; Syngnathiformes; Syngnathidae
Gene: sspn
Product: sarcospan (Kras oncogene-associated gene)
Exons: 3
Coding region: 120-782 (220 amino acids)
Cellular component (GO): sarcolemma; dystrophin-associated glycoprotein complex
Source: RefSeq, a predicted model, not a curated record
UAAGAGAUGGGGGCGGGAGGCCGGGGGCCAGCAGGCAGCCCAGCUGGGCUGUUUUCAAACAGUGCCGAAAAAAGUAGUGAGGACUGAGAGGUACGGAUCGUGAGGUAGUGACGGGAGACAUGGGCAAGAAAGGUUCCUCAGAGCAGAGGGAUUGCGGAAAGAGAAGAGAAGAGAGCCCGAAGCCAGAUGACGACCACAAGUGCAGAGCGUGCCGCUUCCCUCUGCUCGUGGCCCUCUCGCAGCUGCUCCUGGGGGUAGCUGUCACAGUGGUGGCUUUCCUCAUGCUGGCCAUCAGUCCUUCACUUCUGGCCAGAGAGACACCGCACUGGGCUGGGAUCAUUCUAUGUUUGGUUGCCAUUGUGGGAUUCAUCCUGUACUGCGUCACCUAUCAUCCAAAUGAACGCUCGACCCUGCAGUUCACUGUCAAGCUCCUGUACUUUACCUUGUGUGCCAUCGGUCUGGUCAUAUCCACCUUGGUUGUGGCCUUUGCUGGAUACCACCACGUGCAGACCAGCAGCCUCAGCUGCCUGCCCACCGCUGAUGCCUGCGAGUGCACGUUGGACCCCCGUGACCCCAUAGCUCGCACUUUCACCUACGAGGGCGUCGACGACUGUCAGGAUAUCACCGAGACGCUCUUGCUCUACUUUUUGCUCCAGAUUGUUCUGAACCUAGCUCAGACCUUCGUCUGUGCUGUGGCUGUCUUCAUCAUGUGGAAGCACCGCUACCAAGUCUUCUACUCUGGCCUUCAAAUCGGAUCCUUCCAGCAGUGGAACAAGGUUUAACAGGAUGACUGAGCGGAUCACAGCGGACACGCCAACUUUGGCCCUACAGCGUGAUGUCACAACCAUCUUGUGUGAUGGUUGUAUUACAUACAAAAAUGCAUUUUUGUACCAUUUGUGUAUGUUGCAGAUGGAGAGCGAGUCGACUUAUUUACUUCAAUGUCACAAAAAGCAUGCAUCCUAUAACAGAUUUUGACUUCUGCAGAUGUGAGUAGACUUAUUUACUUAAGAAGUGUCACAAAAAGCAUGCAAGCAUGCAUUGUGUAACAGAUUUCGACUUCUGCGUUGCAUUAUUCCAUCCCAAAAUGUAUUUCCAUGCUUUAAAUGUGUUGGUAAUACCAAGCAUGAAAUGUGUUUAAUCUCGUGAAAUAUUAGUUUUGGUCUAGACUUUAGAUUAAAGUGCCAUCUGCUUUAGAGUACAAUUGCCUCUCUAUUUUCAUGCUAGAGUGAAACAUUUUCAUUCUCAGCAAACCAAGGCGAAAACGAGCAUGAAAGUCAAGGUCUUGCUUUUCAUGACAUUAUUACAUGGCUUAGACGUCACGUUAUUUUGGUGUUGUUUUCAAUGGUGUGUUGUUCAUUUUCUGUAUAUGUGAUGUUGACACAAACUGAACAAACAAUGAAAGUAAAACCUUUUGAAAAUUUCAAA